ACAUAGUGACUUUAACAACAAACUUUUUUUCUUUCCUUUAAGUGAUAGAUCCGGAGUGCUGUUAACUUGGGGGCAGCAUUAUGCUGACCAUACAACUGUACGUAUUCCUUUUGUCUGUGACGUCAACAGUUAGCUAUACAUGUGACAGGACAUCAACAGUUUGUGAGACGUCACUUGUUAUUGAGCAUUACUUAACAAUGACCAGUGCUACAAAUAGAGCCGUUUAUCCAAAAGAAGGUAAACUGUACGACUACAGGGUGAAAAAUAUUUCUCAAGCUGAACCCGUUCCUCUUAGUGAAAUAGUUACGGCGGAUGGGUGGGAGUCUAAACGACUUAUAGUGGUAGCCAACAGAACACUUCCAGGGCCCGAUAUAAUCGUUUACGAGGGACAAACUGUCGUCAUAAAAGUGAAGAAUCAUUUACAUUCCGACUCCGUUACGAUCCACUGGCAUGGAUUACCCCAAAUUGGAACUCCUUUCAUGGAUGGAGUUCCUUUUGUAUCUCAAUGUCCUAUUGAAGCCGGACAAACAUUCACCUACAAGUUCAAGGCCCAUCCAGCAGGAACAUUUUGGUAUCAUUCUCAUGCGGGGGCCCAACGUAUCGAAGGGUUAUUGGGUAUUGACAUUCGUAAAAAUGAACCCAACCCCCUUCCAGAGCACAUCAUGCAAAUCCAGGAAUGGAAUCAUGAUUGGGAUGCUAAUAAAGGAUUUCAGUUGAUGACCUAUGGAAUCAUAGAAAAUAGAUCGAAAUAUGCACCCUCCCAAUCCCUCGACGGUAGUUUCUUCAGUCUUUUUAGGGCGGACGCAGGGUUGAUUAAUGGUAGGGGACGAUUCUACUCAGAUCAAAAUAAAAGUAUUCACAAUGAAGCUCCACUAGAAGUUUUCAAUGUGACUCACGGUUCCACUUACCGAUUUCGUGUGAUUGGAGUGGGAGCUCUUUAUCCGUUCAGAGUUUCUGUCGAUGACCACGUGAUUACUAUCAUAGAGUCCGAUGGAUUCCCAGUUCAGCCAAAGACAGUCGAGUCUUUCGUUAUUAAUCCUGGUGAGCGAUUUGAUUUCAUUCUUGAAGCAAAUCAGACGAUUGGAAAUUAUUGGAUACGAGGCAAAACUCUUGAAAGAACACCACGGACAACAGUAGCGGAAGCUAUUUUACGAUAUGAUGGUGCUCUUGUGGAAGAACCCAAAACUAAUCGAAAACAGUGCACAACAGGGGACAAAUGCUAUGUCUUAAACUGUCCGUUUUCUUAUUUUCCCCAGAAUGAACAUACAGAGUGUAUCCGAUUUGAUCAGCUUCGUUCAACUGCAACUAAUGAUCCUGCACCGCCAGUUGUUAAAGGUAAAUUUAAGGAAUAUUUUCUCAACUAUGCCUUUCCCGGCACUGAUAGGUUUCCCGGAUCUGUAAAUGGGAGGUCAUUAGUCACUCCAACUGUAUCUGGUGUAUCACAACCAAAAGAAAUAACGUCCGCAUGCGAUCAGGCGGGAUGCGGUGAACAAAAAUUAUGUAGCUGUACAUAUGCCCUUAACCUUGAUCACGGUGAUACAAUUCAAAUGGUCUUCUUAAACAUGGGUGUAGGUCGUGGAUGGGCUCAUCCAGUACAUAUGCAUGGACAUUCAUUCUAUGUCUUGAAAAUGGGGUACGCAGAUUACAACCAGACAACUGGCGAAUUUAUAUCACAGAAUGCAGACAUCGAUUGUAGAGGCGGUGUAUCUGCGGACAAAAGCUUUUGUAAUGAAGCUACGUGGAGUGACCAGUCUUGGUUAAAUGGAAAUGUUCCUGAUCUAGAACUUCAAAAUCCGCCACGUAAGGACACAAUUAUCGUUCCUAGUGGUGGUUACGUUGUGGUCAGAAUCAAAGCAGACAACCCUGGAUUGUGGAUAAUGCACUGUCAUAUUGAACUUCACUCUUCAGAUGGCAUGGCUAUGCUGCUUAACGAGUCUUUUCCAAACCUCCCCAAGACACCACCGAAUUUUCCUACUUGUGGAAAUUUUGAAAUUGAUGCCUCCGAAAUCAUAGCAAUCCCCGAGGAAGAAGAUACAAUCCCGCUCCAAAGGUUCUAUAUAGUUGUUGGUGUUUUAGCUGGAAUCAUUUUACUGCAGUUUUUGGUUAUCAUAGGCAUGCGCUGUUCAGCUAGGAGGUCUGGAGCCGGAGAAGGGAAUGAAGCAAGAUUUUCAAACGGUGCCUCAAAUCCAGCUUAUAAAUGAGAGAAAGAGAGAGUGGGGGUGGAGAGCGAUUUGAAAAACAAAUUAUUGUAAAAAUAUGAGCAUAAAACAAUAUUUCAGCGAGUGGAUUAGAAAAAUUAUGAAAACUAUUUCUACUGCUACAUAUUUGAUUUUAGAUGAAAACUGAGCAAAGAGAUGACCGUUAGGUCAAUGUCUGGUGCUUUGCUGAGUAUUUGUUUGUAAAAAGCUUUAUUUAGUUUUAUACAACAGGUGAUGGAUUUGUGAUAAUCAUUUUUUAAUGGCAUGCACUACGUAUAUAUAUAAUAUAUAUAUAUAUAUAUAUAUUACACAAAAUGUAUACUGGUACUAUAUUUGUAGAAUUAAACUUUUUUUCAUUUUUGUAUUGCUUUGAUAGAGAGCAAACUGUUGCUGUAUGGAUACCGUAAUCCAUCAAUGUACCAUAUUACAUUACCUCUGACAACUGGACCAUAUGGGUAUAUGACUCUGCCAGUUGUUUUCCCGUGUAUUUUUAGGCCUGCUUGUAUGUCUUUAAGUAUGUUAAGCUAUACUUUUGCUUGUCUGGUAUUUUUCUCUACAGUCAAUUGACCAACUCCAAUUUAGCGCUAAAAUCCUUUAAAAUAGGGAUAUAUGUGUAUCUAAAGGUAGGAACGUGCUUAUCUUCCAGACUCGGGAACAAAGAUUAAAAGCUGUACAUAAGUUACAAUCAUUUCUAAUACCACUAAUUUAAUCAGUAAUUUUAUAUACCAUAUACCUUUAUCUUCACUACAUGUACUUGUAUAUACACCCGGUAGGUAUUAGGGUUUGAAGAAUCCUUACUAUAUAGCAUAAUCGGACUUUAAAAUUAAAUUUAUUAUUCAUAUUGUAUUGCCUGAAGUAUUAUUUCAAGAGUUAUUUGGCAGUGUUACUGAAUGUAUGAAUUUAUCAACUAAUUUUAUGUAUAAAUUUGUAUUUAAGAGCACACGAUUGAUUAUUCAGACAAUAGUUAGAGUAAGUUUUGAAUUACAUGUAUUUUAGAAAAUUUCAUAUGAAUCGAUUUUUUUUUAUUUGAAUGGAAGACUUUUUUUUAUUCUUGUCUCAUUACAGUUGCUGAAUAUUUUGAGAUUACUUAUUGUGCUUUGAAUCUUUUUUACACCAUUUUAUAGUACUUUUAAAUAUACAUCGUGUACCAUUAAUUAUAAGAAAUAAAAUGAUUAUUGUCAUUCUAAUAAUGAAAAGCAUCCAGUAAAAUAUGUGUAACACAAAUUUGGAAUAAUUGCUGCGGGAUAGUUAGCACGAUCAAAAAAAAUUCAAUAAAAUUCAAAUCAUCCAGUUGAUCUUUUUUAAAAUCCGUAUCUUGCACCUUAUAAUCUGUGUUAAUUUUUUUUCUUUCUUUUUGAAUUAAGUUACUUGAUACAAUAUACAUGUUCACGUCCCAGUGUUUGAAUAUAAAGGAAACAAUUACACUUUUCAAAAAGGUUUUAUCACAAGGAAAUUUGAUAUGUUUGUUUUCUUGUAUUUAAAUCCUUCGAAGGUUUACAUACAUGUACCCCCUAUGAAUUCCAACUAACAUAAUGGUUUAUAGAAUCAAAUACCUAUCCAAUCUGUCUAGGAUGCCAUUCUACAGGGUUGGAGUCAAUUACUUUGAAAUGUAAUUAAAUACUUUCAAAUACA
This is a messenger RNA of Saccostrea echinata, 3830 nucleotides long. RefSeq lists its product as uncharacterized. Gene Ontology annotation, cellular component: plasma membrane. Gene Ontology annotation, molecular function: copper ion binding; oxidoreductase activity. The record is from RefSeq and is a predicted model, not a curated record. NCBI's taxonomy places the organism in Eukaryota, Metazoa, Mollusca, Bivalvia, Ostreida, Ostreidae. Gene Ontology annotation, biological process: iron ion transport.